Molecule: messenger RNA, 1863 nt
Organism: Salvia splendens (bonfire salvia)
Lineage: Eukaryota; Viridiplantae; Streptophyta; Magnoliopsida; Lamiales; Lamiaceae
Product: pentatricopeptide repeat-containing protein At1g71060, mitochondrial
Exons: 1
Coding region: 173-1726 (517 amino acids)
Molecular function (GO): mRNA binding; protein binding
Source: RefSeq, a predicted model, not a curated record
UAAGUUAUCUUAAACGAAAGGAAAAAAAAAGUUUCCCAUUAAUUAGGGUUUGACACGUGAAAGAUUUAAGCAAAAUCGAAAUUCCAUGUUUAAAACGUUGUAAAGCGUCAAUUUGCAUCAACUUAUUCCAUCUCCCUUCUACAGCUCUAAAAAUUCAUCACUUCAUUUUUCAAUGCACCUCACAAUUUUCCCGAGAUAUAUAGCGAAAUCCCUACUAUAUCGCCGAUAUCAACCCUCAAAUCCUCAAACCCCAAUCUUUGCAUCACUGCAAACGUGCAAUUUUGUUAAUGUUCCAGAGAGGGCGGUAACUGUUCGUGAAAAUGCCCAAGAGAAGCUCCAGGCAGAUGUUGAAACCUCCCAACAAGCAGAAGUGAUAUGCAAGCUAGUAUCCGCCAUUGGGAAUUCUCGAGAUGUAGAUGCUGCUAUGAACUCCGCUACUUCGACUGAUUGUCUGUCUCCAAAUGUGGUUCUUCAAGUGUUAAAGAGAUUAAACAAUGGUGGAAUCAUGGCGCUGUCGUUUUUCCGGUGGGCAGAGAAGAGAAGUGGUUUUCAGCACAGUUCGGAGUGCUACAACUGUCUAAUCGAGUCAUUGGGGAAAAUUAAACAGUUCAAGAUGGUGUGGUUAUUGGUGGAUGAGAUGAAACCGAGAGGCCUGCUGUGUGCAGACACAUUUGCCCUCAUUUCGCGCAGGCUUGCGAGGGCGAAGAGGGCAAGAGAGGCAGUAGAGGCGUUUGAGAAGAUGCAGAGCAAGUAUGGACUGCAGCCUGAGCUGCAGGAUUACAAUAGAUUGCUCGACACAUUAAGCAAAUCUAGGCAAGUGGAGAGGGCCCAAAUGGUGUUUGACCAAUGGAAAAACACGAGGUUCGUGCCCGACAUCAAAUCAUACACGAUCAUUUUGGAGGGGUGGGGCCAAGAACGCAACUUUCUAAGGCUUGAUGAGGUUUUUCGUGAGAUGAAGGAGGAUGGAUUUGAGCCUGAUGUUGUGACUUACGGGAUUCUGAUCAAUGCCUACUGCAAAGGAGGAAAGUAUGAUGAUGCUGUUAGAUUAUACAAUGAGAUGGAAGGGAAGAAUAUUAAGGCAACGCCUCAUAUAUAUUGUACCUUGAUAAACGGUUUGGGGUCCGUAAAGAGGCUAAACGAGGCUGUCCAGUUUUACGAGUUAUGCAAGGGCAGCAGCUAUGAUGUCGAGGCUCCUACUUACAAUGCUUUGGUGGGUGCUUAUUGCAAGUCAUGUAGGAUGCCUGAUGCUUAUAGGGUAGUGGAAGAGAUGCGUAGACGUGGAGUCGGGCCUAACACGCGAACAUAUGAUAUAAUCCUUCAUCAUCUUAUAAAACUCCAGAGAAGGGGAGAGGCGUACAGUGUGUUUCAGAAGAUGAAAGGGGAGGUGGGGUGUGAGCCGAGUGUGAGCACGUAUGAGAUAAUGGUGAGGAUGUUCUGCAACGAUAGGCGCACGAAUAUGGCAAUGCAAGUGUGGGGACAGAUGAAGGCGAGGGGUGUGCUCCCGGGGAUGCACAUGUUUUCGACAUUGAUUGAUAGCUUAUGCAGUGAAAGGAGGAUAGAUUAUGCUUGCAGAUAUUUUCAGGAGAUGCUGGAAAUGGGCAUGCGGCCUCCAGAGCGCAUGUUUAAACAGCUGAAGCAGUUUCUUGUUAAAGAGGGGAAACAAGAUAUUGUCAUUAUGUUUGCUCACAAAAUUGAGAAGAUGAGGAGAUCCCCUUUUGUUGGUUGAAUUUGAUGUUGUAUUGUAGUACUACCUCUUUUCGCCCUACACUAAUUUAACUCUUUUGUUUCCCUAGAUGAUGGCAACUUUGAUUAUUGGUAUCUAUAUUUGUCAUAAAAGAAUAAACAAGAACAUUUACCGGCAAA